AAAUUUUCUCCCCGAAAAAAAGAAAUGGCCAAAGGGAACGACUACAGUAAGGACGGCAUGGCACAACUGCAAGAAGAAUUCAGAGAAGAAGUUGAGAUAAGAGAGAUGCUCAUAGACUCUGUUUCUGACCUGCGAUAUACUGUUGCUGAAAUGCAAGAAAGGUUGCACAAUGUUGAUGGGGAAGAAAACGAGUGGAAGACAAGGUUUGAGACACAGGUAGAGUUAAAUGGACAGCUGGAGAAGCAGAUUACACAUGUUCAGCAGAGACUGGAGAGCAUCAAAGGAAACCCUGUUGAUCGGUUGGCUUUCAUCCGCUCAUAUGAAGGCAUGACAGUUGAAAUGCUCAGACAACAUCUUAUGGUCCUGACCGAGGAGAAAUCUGAGCUCCAGAAACAGCUGAGGGACUGCUACCUUCAAAUCGAGCAGGAGGGAAAGGCUUUCCAUAAAACCAAUGAUGAAAGGCGAGCAUACCUUACAGAAAUAUCUACGCUUUCCUCUGUUCAAACGCUGCAAAGAAGACAGUACUCCAAUCGACGACAGGUGGCACCAGAGAUCAAACAGAUCAGAGAAAAACACAUUCGUAGGAAGGUACAGGCUGCCUCUGACAACAGAACGGAGGAGGGAUUGAUUGAACGUGUAAAUGGAGGAGGAGGGGGCUGUGAUUCAACGAUGGAGAGAGAAAUGAAGAAGAAACAUCUAAGAGAAAGCAAGUUACCAACCUUAAAACAUCGGCUAAAAAAGGAUCCUUAAAUCAAAAUCUUGGGAGGGGAGGAGCUUAAACCUGUACAUGGCUGCAAUUCCUUUUCUUUAGGGUUUAUAAUGUAAUAAAUUGUGACUCAACCUAUUUACAUUUUCCCAUUUAGCAAUAUGGGCUGAUAGAAAAUGGUCACAUAAGAAGACAUCUGCAUCCCUACCAAUACCUAUGCAAAAAAAUGUUGAUAUCAUGACAUUAGAAGGAAUUUAAUCUUCUAGUGGAAAACUCAGUAACUUUGAGCAUUACCUACUUACAGCGAGUAGUGAAUGUUAACCAGUGUUCUGGAACUCUUUGCCUGAAAAGGUAAUAAAAGCGUUAAUCAAAAUAGUAUAAUGUGUCAUGACCACAGGUUUAAAUGUAUAGACUUUAAAUACAGUUAAAUUUACAAGAUAGUAUGAACCUUCACUCUGA
Molecule: messenger RNA, 1165 nt
Organism: Cyprinodon variegatus (sheepshead minnow)
Lineage: Eukaryota; Metazoa; Chordata; Actinopteri; Cyprinodontiformes; Cyprinodontidae
Gene: ccdc169
Product: coiled-coil domain containing 169
Exons: 8
Coding region: 25-750 (241 amino acids)
Source: RefSeq, a predicted model, not a curated record